AUGGGCAAGCGGGAGGAAGAGGAGAUCAUUCGAAUCGCCAAGAAAAUGGACAAAAUGGCGCAGAAGAAAAACGGGUCGGGUGCUUUGGACUUGCUAAAGGAGCUACGCAGCGUCCCUAUGACCCUGGAGCUGCUCCAGUCGACCAGAAUUGGGAUGUCCGUCAAUGCAAUCCGAAAGCAGAGCACAGAUGAGGAGGUGACAUCCUUAGCCAAGUCUUUAAUCAAAUCGUGGAAAAAGCUUUUGGAUGAACCUGCAAGUGGGGAUAAACCCUCAGAAGACAAGAGGAAAGAAACUGCUCCUGCAUCUCCCUCGCAGGGAAGUCCUGAGGCAAAAGAAGAAAGUAGCUCCAGCAGCAACUCCAGCGGCAAGAGCGAGAAUGCUGACGUAUCCGCCAACUCUCUAAUCAACACUUUCCCUCGCGCUCCCGUCACCUCUGACUCCAUACGGAUUAAAUGCAGAGAGAUGUUGUCCAACGCUCUCCAAGCCGGAGAGGACUACAUCGCCAUCGGUGCCGACUGCGACGAGCUCGGAGCUCAGAUUGAGGAAUAUAUCCUUCUCCAGUUCAAGAACACGGACAUGAAGUACAAGAACCGCGUGCGCAGCCGUAUCUCCAACCUAAAGGACAUGAAAAAUCCCAAUUUGAGGAGGACAGUGCUCUGCGGGAGCGUCACUCCCGAGCGCAUGGCCAAGAUGACCGCAGAGGAAAUGGCCAGUGACGAAUUGAAAGAAAUGAGGAAGAACUUGACCAAAGAGGCUGUCAGAGACCACCAGAUGGCCACUACAGGGGGCACGCAGACAGAUUUGUUUACCUGUGGCAAGUGCAAGGGCAAAUCCUGCACCUACACACAGGUCCAAACUCGCAGUGCUGAUGAACCCAUGACCACGUUUGUCUUCUGCAAUCAAUGCGGAAAUAGAUGGAAGUUCUGUUGA
This is a messenger RNA of Nerophis lumbriciformis (worm pipefish), 930 nucleotides long. NCBI's taxonomy places the organism in Eukaryota, Metazoa, Chordata, Actinopteri, Syngnathiformes, Syngnathidae. The record is from RefSeq and is a predicted model, not a curated record.